GCUCCCGGGUAGGAGGGGGUCAAAGGAAACGGUGAUCAUCACCCGCCAAGGGGAGGGGUGCUCUCCCUUCCUUUCUCUCAGUCUGCACCCCGGCAUCCCCUUCCACCUUCUCGGGGUCUCCCCUCCACCCCCCGCCCGCCCCUUGUUGCUAAGGCCCGGACCGUCAUCCCAGCAACAGCCUCAGUCAUGUGACCGGCAAUGGCGGCGCUGACGAGAGCUCUAGCCAGCUGAAGGUGGAGGUGGAGGGACUUCUGCUACCAUUGUCCCCGUGGCCUUUUCAGGUCACAGGAUCUCCGAGUAUCAGGGGGACAAGAGAGCGGCCUGCAUGCCAAUUCUAAGCUCCUCAGGAUCAAAUGUCGUUCGUCCUGUCCAGAAUGGCGGCCUGUGGAGGCUCCUGCAAGAGCAAAGUGACCGUCUCCAAGCCUGUGUGGGACUUCCUGAGCAAGGAGACCCCAGCCCGGCUGGCCCGGCUUCGGGAGGAGCACCGAGUGUCCAUCCUCAUAGAUGGCGAGACUUCCGACAUCUAUGUGCUCCAGCUGUCCCCACAGGGUCCUCCCCCAGCCCCUCCCAAUGGGCUCUACCUGGCCAGGAAGGCUCUCAAGGGGCUCCUGAAAGAGGCCGAGAAAGAGCUGAAGAAAGCUCAGAGGCAGGGGGAGCUCAUGGGCUGCCUGGCUCUGGGGGGUGGAGGGGAGCAUCCUGAGCUACACCGCCCAGGCCCGCCUCCUCUCCGAGCAGCCCCACUCCUGCCCCCAGGGGCAAGAGGGCUCCCCCCUCCUCCUCCUCCCCUGCCCCCUCCGCUCCCUCCUCGGCUCAGAGAGGACGCUGAAGAGCAGGAAACCACCUGCCCCAUUUGCCUGGGGGAGAUACAGAAUGCCAAGACACUGGAGAAGUGCAGGCACUCCUUCUGUGAGGGCUGCAUCACACGGGCCCUGCAGGUGAAAAAGGCCUGCCCCAUGUGCGGCCGAUUCUACGGGCAGCUGGUAGGCAACCAGCCCCAGAACGGGCGGAUGCUGGUCUCCAAGGACGCCACCCUCCUGCUGCCCAGCUACGAGAAGUACGGCACCAUUGUCAUCCAAUAUGUCUUCCCGCCUGGUGUCCAGGGGGCUGAACACCCCAACCCAGGAGUUCGGUACCCUGGUACCACACGGGUGGCCUACCUCCCGGACUGCCCCGAGGGCAACAAGGUGCUGACCCUGUUCCGAAAGGCAUUUGACCAGCGUCUCACCUUCACUAUUGGCACGUCCAUGACUACAGGGAGACCCAAUGUCAUCACUUGGAACGACAUCCACCACAAGACCAGCUGCACAGGGGGACCCCAGCUGUUUGGGUAUCCGGACCCAACCUACCUGACUAGGGUGCAAGAGGAGCUGAGAGCCAAGGGUAUCACAGACGACUGAAGGAUGGACGGAAGGACGGACGGCUCCUUUGCCGAGGCCCCACGCUGUCCUCUACUAGGAUCCAAGGAAGCCUCUGCUCCUCUCUCUGCCCCAGCGCCACCCAUGAGGGGAUAUGUCUGACUGGGGUGGAAGCUCAGAGGGGAAGGGGACAGUCCCUUCCCCUCCCCGCCCUUGGCCAAGUGCUUCAGUGCCCUUCGAGCCACUCCCCUGUGGCAGAGGCCGGUUUCCAAGGCUCCCCUCCCCACACUCCGUGUACAUAUUCUCUCUGCCCCUGCUUCUCCAGUGUCCUUGGCUUUCCCUGGUAUGUACCGUGCUCCGGUGGCUAAGCUGAGGAAGGGCCUGGCUAGGAAGGAUGGGGUCUCUUGAGCUCCAGCCCCUGAAUACUGUCUCACCUCGGACUGAUAUUAGCUGCCUCCCCCAGCCAGCUGCGUGUUAAGAUAACAGUAGUCCUACCUUAAGGGAUCCUUCUCUCUCUCCCGUGUCUGUCUCUGUCAGUCUGUCUUUCUCUCGAUCUUCUCUGCCCCUAUAAGGAGCCUCCUUACCCCCCACCCCCAAAUCUGGAAUUGCUGCCAGACUGUAGCUUUUAAUUUAAUAAAAAUAAAGUGAAAUAUGCAACUCUA
Apodemus sylvaticus (European woodmouse) is the source of this 2017-nucleotide messenger RNA. RefSeq names its product deltex E3 ubiquitin ligase 3 (gene Dtx3). The transcript has 6 exons. Gene Ontology annotation, biological process: protein ubiquitination; Notch signaling pathway. The record is from RefSeq and is a predicted model, not a curated record. Bases 354 to 1397 code for a protein of 347 amino acids. Lineage: Eukaryota; Metazoa; Chordata; Mammalia; Rodentia; Muridae.